Panicum virgatum (switchgrass) is the source of this 3117-nucleotide messenger RNA. RefSeq names its product putative pentatricopeptide repeat-containing protein At1g56570. Gene Ontology annotation, molecular function: RNA binding; protein binding. The record is from RefSeq and is a predicted model, not a curated record. Bases 906 to 2636 code for a protein of 576 amino acids. Lineage: Eukaryota; Viridiplantae; Streptophyta; Magnoliopsida; Poales; Poaceae. Gene Ontology annotation, biological process: RNA modification. The transcript is spliced from 4 exons.
AACGUGCUUGCUAGUCUCUCAUGGCCCAAAUCCUAACCCUAAGCGACGGCGCAGCAGCCAGCAAGCGACGGCCGACGAGCACGGCUUCCCGGCCGCUUAGGCGCGCGGGCGCAGCAACUGGUCCGGCGUCCCUGCCGGGCAGGACUGCUGCCGGCGGCCGCGCGGCGCGGCGUCCCGGCCGCUUGGGCACGCGGCGCGGUGUCCCGGCAGCUCGCCCGCUCGGCGUUCAGGAAGCAAGCAAAGGCGCAGCCAGCAAGUAAGAUCACGCGAGCAGAAAAGAAUUAGCCGGCAGCAAGCAAAGCAAAAGGCAGCAAGCCAGCAAGGAAGGUUAAUUUCUUAAUUUGAUUCUACCUCCCAUUCCCCAAUCGGUCAUCUUGCAAUGCACAUUUAUUUUUUCUGCUAAAAUUGGACAGAUUAAUUGUAUGUUACAUUCAAUUCUCAUUUCCACUAAUUAAUUGUAUUUUGCAUAUUACUUGCCUAAUUUAUUUGAAAUGUCCAACUCACUUGUGUAAGCUCAGGUUCAGUUCCUACCUUUGAUGAAGAUACAGAUAUGGUAAAUUGAUAGCCUUGAUGAACGGACUUGGCAUUUGUUAGGUAUUUAUUUAUAAUUUUUCAAUUUAUUGAGUUUGAUGUACAGUUAAACUUGGAAUUGGAGAUGUAGUAUAAAUCAUGAAUUUAAACACUUUUCAGCUAUUGAUAUUAUGACUAUGUAGAUUAGUUUCAGUGCUUUAAGCAUUUAGAUAAGUGGCCCUUGGUGUGAAAAACUGCCAGCUCCGUCACUGCCUGGCCCUCCACAAACUUUCCCAUUCCCCAACCUCAUUUUUUUUAGCAACACUCGGUACUUCUGUAGUAACCCAGUGACCCGCAGAGGAAGCCCAAGCCCGAAGCGAAACACGCCCAAGCCCAUGUCGCUGAAACACGCUACCACGCUCAUCAAAUCUCUAUGCGUGCGCGGCGCGGUCCGCCACGCCCGCGCCGUGUUCGAUGAAAUGCCCGACCGGGACGUCGUGGCGUGGACGGCCAUGCUCUCCGGCUACGCCUCCACCGGCUGCCACCAUGAGGCGCUGGACGUCUUCCGGCGCAUGCUCGCGGCCGGCGUCGUCCCCAACGAGUUCACCCUAUCCAGCGUCCUGACGCCAGGGGCGAGCCCAGGAUUUGGGGUUUGGGUAUUCAACAUUAUUUUGUUGCAAAAAAUUUUGGGUAUUCAGUUGAAUACCCUUGAAUCAAUACCAGGCCCGCCCCUGCUGACCGCGUGCCGUGGCGGCGGCGCAGCGUUGAUCCAUGCCGUUGCUGUGAUGCGGGGCGUGGACCACAUGCCAUAUGUUGUGAACGCGCUCAUUGACGCGUACGUGUCCCACGGGGACAGCCUUGUGGACGCGAGGAGGCUGUUCGAAGCGCUUGGGGGAUGGCGCACGGCUGCAUCGUGGACGUCCAUGAUAGCCGGUUAUGUCCGUUGGGGACAGGAGAACACGGGGCUGCAAUUGUUCCAAAAUAUCAUUCAGGAUGAUGUUGAACUGAGUCCAUUCACCUGCUCUAUUGCAAUCCAUGCAUGUGCUUCAGUAGGGAACUUACGUUUUGGACAGCAAAUUCAUGUACUCUCCAUAAGGAAAGCUCUUGGGCUGAAUCUUGCUGUUGCAAAUUCUCUGGUCGACAUGUACUGCACUUGUGAAAGCAUACUGGAAGCUAGGAGGCUUUUUGAUGAGAUGCCUGAAAGAAACUUGGUCACCUGGAAUACCAUUAUUGCUGGAUCUAGCCGAUGUGAUCCUCUAAUGGCCAUGCAGCUGCUUGUUGACAUGAAUCUUGAGCCAAAUUGCUUGACUCUAGCUAGCAUCACAUCAGCAUGUGCUGGUCUUGCAGCUCUAAGAUGUGGUCAGCAGGUCCAUGGGGCUGUACUUAGGAGAAACUAUGGCGAUGACCUAAAGAUUUGCAAUGCCCUUGUGGACAUGUACUCCAAGUGUGGAAACAUUUCUAAUGCUAAGAAGGUAUUUAACAUGAUGAAUUGCAAGGAUAUACUAUCAUGGACAUCAAUGAUUGGUGGGUAUGGGAUGAAUGGGUGUGCGAAUGAGGCCAUCGAGCUGUUCAAUUCCAUGGUUCAUGCUGGGGUUCAUCCAGACCAUGUUGUGUUCAUGGGCCUUAUCAGUGCUUGCAGCCGUGCUGGUUUAGUAGAUGAAGGAUGGAACCUUUUCAGGUCAAUGCUAUUUGAGUAUGAUAUUCAACCUAGCAAGGAGAUUUAUGGUUGUGUCACCAAUCUUCUUGCUCGUGCAGGGAUGCUGAGAGAAGCCUUUAACCUCAUUGAUACAAUGCCAAUCACUCCUGAUGAACCUGUCUGGGGAGCAUUGCUUGUUGCUUGCAAGAUGCACAAGAAUGUAGAUCUGGGCAGACUAGUUGCAAGGAAACUAAUUGAGAUUAAUCCUGAUGAAGUGAAGACUUAUGUCCUGCUUGCAAACAUAUACGCUGCAGAUGGCAAAUGGGGUGAGUAUGCUGUGACAAGGAGGUUACUGAGGGGCACAGGAAGCAGUAAGGAGGUCGCAUUGAGUUGGAUAGAGGUAACAGAUAAGGUGUGUAGCUUUAGCACAGCUGACAGUAGCAGUCCUCAAGUUAGUUUGGCAGAUGAGAUAUUGCAGAUCUUAGCUUAACACAUGGAUGAAACUGGAAAUGAUUUUGUUGACAAUAUUUCCAGAGCUGUAUGAUUAUUUUUUUCUUAAAUGGUUCCUCCAUUCUUAAUUAAAUAUUGCAGAAACUGAUUCUGGAGGUUUGAGUUCUGAUAGUACCUGCCCAGAACUAAACAAAUUGUUUAUGCAGUGUAUAGAGAAUUUAACAGAGGUAAGACUAAAAGACUUUUUUAGUCCCCUGAUGACAUCAUCGCAUUUGCAGUGAUGAGCAGGUGGUUUAUAUGAUAGCAAACUAUCUUACUCAUAUUUAGUGGGUCCCCAUACUACUGCUUUAGAAUUGUAUCAUGUACUGAAGCCUCCUCAUCUCCUAGGUGAGAUAUGGUGGUUGCUAUUGUAAGGGUCCGUUCUUUCUCUCUAUAUCACAAAGAUACACAGCCCUCCUUUGUGUUAGAGAAAAACACAGCUUUAUGAUCGUUGAUUGAAGUAAUCAUAAGUAAAUUUAGAA